GAGAAGCUGAUGUGGACUGGUCCAUCUGUAAUAAAGACUUAGAGGCACAGAUCUCCAACUAUGCAAGUGUGAGACAUACCAGCAUGCGGUACUACACAGCUGAUAAAAAUGUUAUCUGUAGAAAUUGCAGUAGACCAGGUCAUUUGUCCAAGAACUGUCCUACUCCAAAGAAAGUUCCCCCUUGUUGCCUGUGUGCAGGAAGAGGUCAUCUACAAAACAGUUGCCCAGAACGUUUUUGUUUGAACUGCUGUUUGCCUGGCCACUAUUUCAGGGAAUGUCUUGAGAAAGCCUAUUGGAAUAAACACUGCAAUCGCUGUGAUAUGAAGGGGCAUUAUGCUGAUGCUUGCCCAGAAAUAUGGAGGCAGUAUCACCUAACAACAAAGCCGGGACCAAUCAAGUCAGCCGGUUCGCACUCUGAGCGCUCGGCUUUAGUGUACUGCUACAACUGUUCCAGAAAAGGACAUUUUGGAUAUGUAAGUCUCAGCAGUCUGCCUCAGUGUCGA
Cariama cristata (Red-legged seriema) is the source of this 503-nucleotide messenger RNA. Its product is annotated as zinc finger CCHC domain-containing protein 7-like. NCBI's taxonomy places the organism in Eukaryota, Metazoa, Chordata, Aves, Cariamiformes, Cariamidae. The transcript is spliced from 5 exons. The annotation marks the transcript as partial. The record is from RefSeq and is a predicted model, not a curated record. Gene Ontology annotation, molecular function: zinc ion binding; nucleic acid binding.